AUGAGGCCGAUUGUCUUGCUCGUCUUCCUCGCGCCGGCGGCCCUCGCCGGACCACAGCUGCGCACCCGCGAUCUCUCCCCUGAAGUCUCCCUCCCAGCUCCAGCAUCAAUACCAGAAGUUGUCCCAAAGGAGGAAUUGUCUAUUGCGGAUGUGCAAGACUCGCUCUCAAACCCACAGAGCGCACACAAGCUCCUCCGGGUGCGCAGCGAGGGUAGCUUGGGCCAAGCGCCGUGGAUUGGGAUGGCCAUCGGUCUGACCUGCACAGCCCUGACGGCGGUGAUGUUGGGCUGA
Messenger RNA from Penicillium chermesinum, 291 nucleotides. RefSeq lists its product as uncharacterized. NCBI's taxonomy places the organism in Eukaryota, Fungi, Ascomycota, Eurotiomycetes, Eurotiales, Aspergillaceae. The record is from RefSeq and is a predicted model, not a curated record. The transcript has a single exon. Bases 1 to 291 code for a protein of 96 amino acids.